This is a messenger RNA of Brienomyrus brachyistius, 3426 nucleotides long. RefSeq names its product mediator complex subunit 15 (gene med15). The record is from RefSeq and is a predicted model, not a curated record. Lineage: Eukaryota; Metazoa; Chordata; Actinopteri; Osteoglossiformes; Mormyridae. Gene Ontology annotation, biological process: regulation of DNA-templated transcription. Gene Ontology annotation, molecular function: transcription coregulator activity.
GAUUAGCCAGUGAAUGCCUUAGAGCAGCACGUUCAGGUAGCGCUUCUUCAUAAAUAUUAAUUAUUUAUCCAAUCACGUAGCCUCUCAUGAAUAUUAAUAAGUUUUCCCGAACCACCUCGCAAAAAGAAAAUUCGUCAUCAGGAGCGGCUGAACCGGAAGCGUAACGUUCAGACACGGCGGACGCAAUGGAUCCUGGAGGAUCGGAGAACGACUGGAGGAGCCUCGCCUUCCGUCAGAAGGUGGUGGCGCAAAUUGAAGAUGCCAUGCGUAAGGCUGGUGCCGUCUCCAACAAAACCAGCAAUGACAUGGAGAGCCACGUGUUCGUCAAAGCCAAAUCCAGGGACGAGUAUCUCUCCCUGGUGGCCAGGCUUAUCAUCCAUUUCAGAGACAUCCAUAAGAAAGCUCAAGGUGGACCAGUCCUACCCACAGCAGACCCAAUGAACGCACUUCACAAUCUGACGGCUGUGGGAACAGGUGGACCCAGUGCUCUGAGCAUCGGACCCCGCCCCACUGGGGCCUCCAUGGGCAGCUUGACCCAAAUGCCGAUGAGUCAGCAUGUGAUUCCGGGCGUCGCUGGAAACCCUCAGCCCAUUGCUAUGCCAACCCAGAUCCAGCAGAUGGUCCAGCAACAGCAGCAGCAACAACAACAGCAACAACAGUUUCCCCAGUUUUCGACCCAGCAGCAGCAGCAGGUGGCCAUGUUGCAGCAACAUCAACAGCUUCACCGGCUGAAGCAGCAGCAGCAGCAGCAACAACAACAGCAACAACAACAGCAGCAGCAGCAGCAGCAACAACAGCAGCAGCAGCAGCAGCAGGGUCAGAACCAGCAACAGCAGAACCAGCAGGCUCAGCCGAUGCUUACAUCCCGCCUGCAGCAGCAGCAGAUUGCCCAGCUCCAGCAGCUCCAGCAACAUCAGGCUCAGGCUCAGGCUCAGGCUCAGGCUCAGGCUCAGGCCCAGGCCCAGGCUCAGGCUCAGGCUCAGGCUCAGGCCCAGGCCCAGGCCCAGGCCCAGGCCCAGGCUCAGGCUCAGGCCCAGGCUCAGGCCCAGGCCCAGGCCCAGGCAGUUCAAGCCCUCCAACAGCAGCAACAGCAGCUGCAGCAACAACAACAGCAGCAGCAGCAGCAGUCCCAGCAUCAGGCCCAGGUCCAGGCCCAGCAACAAGUUCAUCACCUAGUCCACCACCCGCAGCAGCCGCCACCACCUCCCCAGGCCUCCCAGCUGGCUCCUCACCCACAGCAGGCCCUGGGAGGCCAGAUUCCAGCCCAACACAUGCCGAUUGGACAGCUCAGCCAGCAGCAGCAGCAGCAAAUUAAACUGAUGCAGCAGCAGCAAAUGGCCCCCAGAGUCAUGCAGCAGCAGCAGACGUUUGCCCAGCAGCAGCCGUUUGCCCAGCAGCAGCAGCAGGCAGUUCCCCAGCAACAAGCAGCUGUGGUGCAGAGCCAUCUUGUACCUGGACAGAUGAUGAUGAUGGCCCGCUCUGGGAUGCAAAUUCCGCCCCGCCCACCCCGUGCCACGCCGACCUCUGCAGCGCCCCCCAGCGCUGCCACUGGGGGAGGACAGCAAACGCCACAGCAGGUCCCUCAGUCCUCGAUGAUGUCAUCAUCCCCCUCUUCAGUGCAGGUGCCCCCCCCGCAGUCCAUGCCACCGCCCCCCCAGCCGCAGCCGUCUCCACAGCCUCCGACCUCCCAGCCCAACUCUGUCAGCUCUGGCCCCACUCCCUCGCCGGGGGGGUUCCAGCCCAGCCCAUCCCCCCAGCCUUCCCAAAGCCCGGCGAAUGCCCGGACCCCUCAGAACUACGGCGUCCCCUCCCCUGGUCCCCUCAACACCCCAGGGAACCCCAGCUCGGUGCUCAGCUCGGCUGGCGGCUCACCCACAGAGGAGCAGCAGUACCUGGAGAAGCUGAAGCAGCUCAGCAAGUACAUUGAACCGCUGCGGAGGAUGAUUAACAAAAUCGACAAGAACGAAGACAGGAAGAAGGACCUAAGCAAGAUGAAGAGCCUGCUGGACAUCCUGACGGACCCUUCCAAACGGUGUCCCCUGAGGACGUUGCAGAAGUGUGAGAUUGCUUUAGAGAAGCUGAAGAACGACAUGGCUGUGCCCACCCCGCCCCCACCGCCUGUGCCCAGCACCAAGCAGCAGUACCUGUGCCAGCCGCUGCUGGAUGCAGUCAUGGCCAACAUCCGCUCGCCCGUCUUUAACCACUCCCUGUACCGCACUUUUGCCCCGGCCAUGAUGGCCAUCCACGGCCCGCCUAUCACGGGCCCCAGCAUCGCGGCUCGCAAGCGGAAGCACGAGGAGGACGAGCGGCAGACCAUCCCCAACAUCCUGCAGGGCGAGGUGGCCCGUCUCAGCACAAAGUUCCUGGUGAACCUGGCUCCGUCUCACUGCAGCAACAGCGGCACAGUGCAUCUCAUCUGCAAGCUGGAUGAUAAGAGCCUCCCCAGCGUACCGCCCCUCCAGCUCAGCGUUCCGGCUGACUACCCCGAGCAGAGCCCGCAGCUGGCAGACGACGGGCAGCAGUAUGACGCCAACCCCUUCCUGCAGACGGUCCACAGGAACAUGACCUCCAAGCUCCUUCAGCUGCCGGACAAGCAUUCGCUCACGGCGCUGCUCAACACAUGGGCCCAGAGCGUGAAGCAGGCCUGUCUCUCCCCAGCAUAGCGCCAUCCUGCCCCUGAGACCUAUGGCCUGCCAUCCUGCCCCUGAGACCUAUGGCCUGCCAUCCUGCCCCUGAUACCUAUGGCCUGCCACACCUGUCUGCUGAGAAGUCCACACUCUGUUGGCUGCUUUGUGAGCUGUCUGUGCGUUUUAUGAAAUGGAUAGCGACUGAGUGUGAGAGUGCCCUGUGACCCUCGAGCAGUAAACGCCGCCCUUAACACUGUCAGCACGUGCUUGUUCCCCAGUAUAGUCAUCCUGCUCGGUCCUGGUGGGUUUUUUCCGUUUUAAUUACAGCGGAGCUCUUAGUAUAGGCUGUUGGCUAAAUGGAUUGUAUUACACUGCAUUAAACUGAGUUAGUUUGCUGUGACGCCUUGCCUUCUUGGUCUGCAAAGCUUAUUUUAAUGUGAAGUGGGACCCUGACUUGUCAGAGUCCUGCGCACAGCAUUUAGCUUGUUAGCCUUUCUUAGCAUUCUGUCAGUGCCGAGCUCCUUAAGGAUCACGCCCGUAUUCGUUGUCGUCAUGCUUUGGGGUCGGCGGCUUGGGGCACUGUUUGUCCUCUUCAGCACACCGUCCUCUGGAGUCAGCCCCUCUGCAGGGUCCCGGGGGCUCGGCUCCAGUUGCAGGCAGAGUGGAAAGGGAGGGACUUGGCCAGGCGUGAGAGAAGCGCGGUUUCAGAGCGGGAAAUUUCGGCCGGGUUAAUCACAGAUGGCUUCAUUCAUCCAGUACUGAUUUUGUUUUUGUGUAAAUAAAGUGAGAAAAUUACAAA